Molecule: messenger RNA, 1245 nt
Organism: Entrophospora candida
Lineage: Eukaryota; Fungi; Glomeromycota; Glomeromycetes; Entrophosporales; Entrophosporaceae
Source: the annotation of a GenBank genome assembly
AUGAAAACUGCUAUUGCUUCACUUGUAAACCCUAAAUUUUCGAAAUUUUUUAUUCGUCUCAAAGAUCCAACUAAAAUAUAUUUUCCAGGAGAAGUUAUAAAUGGAUACGUUAUUAUUCAAGGUAGUAAAAUGGUUAGAGGUUCUUGCAUUAAGUUAGAAUUCAGAGGAAAAGUUAUGACAAAUAUUGUAGAAACAAAAGUAUUUUAUAUUAACGAGCAAUCUAUCAAACUCAAUGAUGAACCUGAAUUUGAUCCAAUAGAGACAUACCAACAAUUUUCAUUCAAUUUAACUUUACCUACAGACGAUUUAAUUUCAAAUUGUUCUUUAGCACACUGUUCUGUAUCAUAUAAAUUUAAAGCAUUAUUUAAACCAAAAUCAUGGUUGCCAGAUUCCACUUCACCUAAAUGUUCAGCCAGAGUUAAUAUUUUAGAUAAAAUUGAUAUUGUAAAUUAUUCACCACCUUUUAUUAAACCUUUUAGUAUAGAUGUCAAAGGAUCUGUAAAAAAAUCCAAAAAAAUGGGAUCUGCAAAAGUAGAGAUUGAAAUUGGCCAUGGUGCAGUUUUAAAAGGUCAAACCAUUCCAAUUCGAAUUUAUUUAGAACAUUUUGUGCCAAUUAAAAAUCUAGAUGGUGUUUUGAUAGCACUUUAUAGGAAAAUAAGUGCAGCUUCAAGCAGUGGAAAAGAAAAUUCCAAACUAAAAAUAAUAAAUGCAUCAACAUCACCAAUACUUAUUGAUCCAAAAACAUUAAAUGCAGUCAUUAAUACCAAAGUACCUAUACCUAAUAAUGGCGAUGAUGAUAAUGAUGACAACAUAAUAACACCAACAAUUAAAAUUGGAAAAAACCAUUUACUUGUAGAAUAUUUUAUAGAAAUUAUUGUAGAUUUGACAAUUAAAAAAACAAUUUAUGAAUCAUCAAAAAAAUCAAGUUAUACAACAAUGACGACUUCAAAAUAUUUAAAUUUAAAGGAGAAAACAGGAAAAUAUAAUGCGAAUUUUAAUAUUCCGAUUAUUAUAGGAACAUUUGAUAGAAGAGGGGGAAGAGGAAGUCAAAAUAAUCAAUCGUUAGAAGUGCCAACUAUAAUUCAUUCACAUUUUAAUAGUCAUCCAAGUGAUUUAUCAACUAAUAGUGUGAUUUUAUGGACUGGAAAUGCAUCACCAACUCCUUCAGCUCCAUCAGUAAAUGAAAUAGGCUUAUACGAUGAUGAAUUUGAAUUAUAUUAUUCUUCUGAAAUAAUACAAAAUUAA